Bombyx mandarina (wild silkworm) is the source of this 1272-nucleotide messenger RNA. RefSeq lists its product as uncharacterized. Lineage: Eukaryota; Metazoa; Arthropoda; Insecta; Lepidoptera; Bombycidae. The record is from RefSeq and is a predicted model, not a curated record.
AUGAAGACACAUUUGAUUGUAACAAACAUUCUUAACUGCAUUUUUGCGAAAGCCAUUAUCCCGAGCACGGAAUCGUGCGGCGUGGACAAUUCACCGAUAAAUAUUGUUUACGAGGGCAGAGCUCGCAUCGAGACCUAUCCCUGGCUGGGAAUACUGUACUAUCCAUUAUAUCAGAAGCGUUUAACAACAGCCGUAGUUCUGAUAACGAGGCAAAUGGUUCUUGCUUCGGCAGCAGAAAUAGAGAAGAUGCCAAAGAACAACUUCAGAAUGCUUUCCAAAGUCGUACUGGGUUGCAACUGUAGUGGCCCUACCAUUGGAGUGAGAGACUACAUCAACCACCCCGAUUAUGGCAGGCAUAGUUAUAAUGCUCUAACUAUGGUGCAGUUGGAGACCGAUGAUUUAACAAUAGACUGUACAAAGCCUAUUGUAAAUGUUUACAAAAUGAAAUAUGUCGGCGAUGAAGAGUGUGGACAGUACUACAGAAGGGCAGAGCUGGACAUGGGCAGCUUAUGGCCGAAAUACGCUACGUGUGCACAAGCCAUUAUGGGCAGAGAAUGUGUUUGGAGAAGUGGCACCGCUUUAGUUACGAAAACUAAUGGAAGAUGGAGACUGAUUGGUUUUGGUAUCUACGGACCUGGUUGCGGGGCCCCGGCGAGGUUCUUGGACUACGGAAUGUACGAACGCUGGGUGAGCCGCAGUGUUGCCAGGAUCGGGAGACCAGCAAUCUCGCAAAUGGAUACCGAUUACAUCAUAUUACGACGCACGUUUUCAAACGUCCAAAGAUACGGUCCGUGUGAUCCAGAGGAAACCAAAACGGAGAUAUUCACUGAUACAACCCAGAUCAUGAGAGAAGGACACAAUUUUAAUGUUCGCUACAAUCUAUCUCUGUAUGCGUCAGUCGAGUACUCAUGUAUAGUGUUCCGUGCAAAAAAUGUCAGACAAAUUCAAGAUGGCGGGCCGUAUGUAAAUUCGUUUCGCAAACCAAAAAUCAGCUUAAGACGUUGGUGUUCGGGCCCCGCAGCGCUUUGCCACGACUUUCAAUACAUCGAAAUACAUUUUUACGUUGAAAUUAACUUCGAAAGCGAUAUUUUAUUCAAAGUCAGCGCCUACGGGAAGGAGGCAAAGGUUAUCGACCCUUUGAAAGCGACAUUAUUCGCCAACCAAAGAUAUUCGCAACCUCACAUUCAAAAUUAUCGAAGACUGAAACAUGAAUUGAAAGUAAAAAAGCUAGGAAGAAACAAUUUUUGGUUUUAUAAGGAAGAUUUAAAGUGA